This is a messenger RNA of Xiphophorus maculatus (southern platyfish), 9544 nucleotides long. RefSeq lists its product as uncharacterized. NCBI's taxonomy places the organism in Eukaryota, Metazoa, Chordata, Actinopteri, Cyprinodontiformes, Poeciliidae. The transcript is spliced from 6 exons. The coding region runs from base 1266 to 5963 and encodes 1565 amino acids. The record is from RefSeq and is a predicted model, not a curated record.
AGAUAGAUAGAUAGAUAGAUAGAUAGAUGUAAAUUGGAUUAGAAAAUAGAAAUGUUGGUGAAUGAAGGGUAAGGAAGGGAGACAGAGAAAGAACAGAUGGAGAUGGAAAGAGGGAAUUUUGUGGAUCUGAAGCCUUUAAAGCCCUUAAAGCUGCAAAUAGGAGGCAGAGAGAAGGAGAGGAAGAGAGGAGCGAUGGAGGGAGGCUGAAGGGAGGUAAAUAAAAACUGGAAGGGAGAGCAGGAGGAGGAGGGUUUGCGUCGGUGUGUUAGUUGGCAGAGAGCGCUUGUCAAAAAAAGAGAAAGAAAAACGCUUCCUCUGACAGAAGGCAUGAUUCACAGCAGAGAGGGAGGGAGAGGAGCGGCAGAAAAACAGAGCGACGGCGGAGGAAGAGGAGGAAGACCAAGAGGAUACAGCAGAGGAGCAGAAGAUGCUGAAGACGAGAGCAGAGAGCCGAAUUCACAGACGGCUUCAGCGGCCGAGACGACGAUGACGACGGCAACAACAACGGCAACGGCAAGGUUCUGAUGUCAUCAGAGGGAAUCAUCCGUCAUUCCAGCUCCCGCUCCGGGAUCCAAGCAGCUUCCAUUGGAAACUAUGUCAUCAGGCUUAAUCCAACUUCACCCACACACACACACCCACACACACAGCUCUGUCGGCGUGUGCGCGCAGCUGAGACUUUAAUCAUCAAACAGCAGCAGAAUGAGAGGAGCAGGUCUGACUGGAUCCCAUCCUUCGUCGUUUCUUCUCCCUCUUUCUGUGGCUCUGAGGCUGACAGACCAACGUUUUGCUGGAAAUACAUUUAACUGGCUCUAAUCAGGCUAACGGAACAAUUAAGAAGCAGAAUAAAUACAAAUUCUGUCACAAUGUGAGUAAAGUGGAAGAGAAGAUGAGCUUUCCAGUGGAAAUAAAAAACUGUUUUCAACCUUUUGGAAUCUGAUUGGAAUAUUUCUCACUGUAGGAUUGUGUUUGGACUUCAGGUCGUUUGUAGUGUCCUCAUGUCCUGGAGCCAUUGACAGAAGGACGUUUCCAAACUUAGAGUCUCUUGACUUCUCAUGAAAACAACAGGAAUAUUUCUUAGUUCUUCACUGGAGAACAAGAAGGAUUUUCUAAAAGGGGCUUUCAUUCUUUCUGGAGACUGAAGCUGCACAUCCUGGACAGUCAGUAGUGGUUUGAAAAGCAGUUCUACUCUUAUUUUGUUAAUUAAAGACUUCACAAUUCACUCUUCAAGCUUUAGACGUGCCUCCCACCAACCCCCUGCACCAAUCAUGGGCAAGCCUCUCAGCCGCCCUGGGUGUUUCAGGAAGAGCUCCUGCUGCCUGGAGAAACAUGGACUUGGGGAUGGGGGAAUGGGAGGGCGAGACGUUGGGAUGGAAGGGGGUUAUGGCGACGGCUACAUCCCUCAGCGAUCCAUUUAUGACACAAUGUGCAUCAAUCAGCAGAUUGACAGCCAUCACCACCACUCCGGGGGGUCGGUGAGGCGGGACGGAGGGGGAGACGGGAGCUUCAGCUACUCAACCAGUGGCUCCCUGAGAGUCAGCAGGUCAGACAUGUUUGAUCCACAGCCACGCUCCUUAACUCCAAAUCCUUCCUUUGUUCGGCGCCUGGAUGAGAGAGCCAUCUACGAUUCCCUCAAGCUGGGAGUGGAGGACAUAGACGGAUGCCACUCUCCAGGACAUUUCAAUCGAUCCGUCUCUCCUUCUGUGUCCUCCUUUUCUGCUCCAGGAGUCUCCUCCUCAUCAAAGAAGCACCACCCUCACCACCACCACCCUCACUAUGGAGACAGCACAAAGAGCAGAGAGAGCCGGCAUUCCUGGAAAGCAAUGUCAUCUCCUAAACCCUUGGAGUGUGUGGAGAUUCCUCCAGUGGAGCUGAUAGAGCGUGGGGGAGGCAGCUACCUGAAUCCAGGCCACUACCCAGGACCGGGUCAGUCCUCCUCUCUAACCUCUCCUCUCAUCUCACCCUUCUCCGGCUCGCCUCUCUCCUCAGGAUACCACACUCCGGUGUUCUUCUCCCCGGCCAAACCUCGUCCCAGUCAGAGCCAAAGCCUGCGCUGUUCUCCUCCCCAUGUGAUGCAGCCCAGGCAUUACUCCCAAACCCAGAGCCUGAGGCUGUCCCCCCCCCAGGAGCUCAGAAGGUCCCCCUACAGGACUGCUCUGGUCCAACUGUCUGCCCAUGACCUUGAGCAAGACCUGGGUGAGCGAGGUGGUGGAUGGGGCCGCAGCGAGCGCGACAGGGACUGGGAGAGGGAGCGGGAGCGAGAGAUGGAGCGAGGUUGGGCCCAGCGCGAGUGGGAGAGAGAAAGGGAGAGGGGCAGGUUGGAGAGGGAGAGAGCCCGAGAGAGGGAGAGAAGGGAGACAUCCACUUUCGGGACGUUUGGUUAUGGCCGACCAGUUCCUCUACGCUCUGACAGAGACUCUGUGUUUAUAGAGUCUGAACACGGCUUGGACACAACUCCUCUGCUGCUCCCCCAGCCAUCCCCCUCCCCGUCCCCUAGCGGCGCUCCCAGGAUGGGCACUGGAGCAGUGGGCAGGAGCCGAGCCGGGUCAAAGGUCGGCCCAGAAGGGGUUGGUGGAGGGAUGCCGCCUAGGUGCGACAGUGGGAGUGUAAGUUUAGUGUUGGUGGACGGUAAAUCUGGUUGUGGGCCCAGAUUAGUCAGCGAAGUCUUAAUGGGAAACAUGUCUGAGGUGGAAAUGAGGGCGUUAAAUCAGGAGCACCAUCGGGUCGAAAGCUGGAACAAAUAUGACAACGGAUCCAGAUCCAGUGUGAAGAACCUACCUGAAAAGAGGAUGGGCUCUCAGGUGAAAACUCGACCAGGAGGUCGGGAUUUGGAGGGAAAAGUGCAGUCAGGGACAGAGAAUAAGGAGGGACAUAGAGGGACAUCCACCAAAGCUGGCGGAGCUACAAGUAGACAAGAGCGUUUCCCUGAACACUCAAGCAUGAGUGUAUCUGAGAAGAUUGUUGGUCCUGCAGACAAAGUUCAGGCUGAAGCUGCUCCUGUUCCUGAAAUCAAGCCGGCACUUGAUUCUGGGGGUAUAGGUCACUUCCAACAGGCAGAGAACAAAGUUGGAACAGAGGUUGAACCUGAAUCACAGUCUAAUGUUGAUUUAACAUCUGGAUCCAGUGGAGAAGCUAAAGCUGAUGCUGAGAUUGCUCUUGUUUCUAAGCCCGAAGCAGAAACUAGGAUCAGUCAUGGAGAAGUACAAGAGAGAGAAAAUGUCAAUCAAGCUGAAAGUACAGGUGAACUUCAGGUAACGUCUGUGGCAGCAGAUAAACCUGAAGCUGCUCCUGCAGAUCAAGCAGAGCGAAAGCUUGAGGAUUCUGGUAAACCCAAGUCAGGUCAUGCUGGGAAAAGCUCGAGAUCCAAGUCCAAAUCAUCCAAGUCCUGCUCCAGGUCUCGACCAGGCACAGCGACUGGGCUGCGUCCGGGAGUACUGAGUCCCCGAGAAAGCAAACAGCUGGAAGACUUUGAAUCAGCUGGACCACCUGAGGACAUCGAGUCCACCUGGCCUCGCAGAAUCAUAGUCCGAAAGCGGACUGUCCGCCAGGGAGGGGCUCUCCACAAUCUUCCUAUCCUCCCCCCACUCCCUUCUGUCUUGUCAGCCCUGGAGAAGAGGCAUCCACACCUACGGCAUGGUUCAGAGAACCCAUUAUCAAAUCUAACGAACCCUAUUGUAGGGCGAUGCUCACUGAGGGAAGCCGCUCACCCAGAGCCCGGACAGGGGAGCGGUUUGGUAGGCCGAGCAUCCCUCAGGGAGCAGAACUUGGAGCACUGGAGAGUCUGCAGAGAGCAAGAGGAACCUAGGAGGUCCAGAAGUCGGGAGAAACGAGGGGGGGAGAGUAGGGACAAGGCAGAGAAAAAUGAAAACAAAGGAAAGGAGGAGAAGAGAGAAGAAACCCUGAAGAAUGAGAAGGUGGUCGUGGAGGAAACCAAACAAGAUAAAGCAAAGAUAAACGUGGAAGAAAAUCUCCAGACAGAAGCUGCUAAAAACAAGGAAGAGGAAAAAGAAAUGGAUGUUGAAGUAAAGCCUGAACAAGUGGAGAAUCGAGGGAUAAAGAUUAAAGUUGGUCCAAAAGAGGAGGUAGAAGCAAAACUACACACAGAGAAACUGGAGGUGGAUGGCCGACAAGGAAUGACUCUUGGAGAGGAAGGAGGGGUGGAGGGUUGGGAUGCGGUUCUUGACAUGGUUAACACUCUUUGGGAUAAUGACUGGGAAAAAGGGGAAGCAGGUGAAGAAGAAGGAGGAGAUCCAGAUUCCCCUUCAGGCUCGCUGCAGCGAUGGCCUCUCCUCAGGCCACCCAUCGGCUUUGGGGGCUCUCAUCCUCCCUCCUCAGCAGCCUCAGAGCUCAGCCUGACAGAGUUGGAGAGGAGGGCCCGGGAGUUGGACUCAGACCUGGAACACCUGGAUCUGUCACAGCCCCAACGGGAUGUGUACCAAUCGCUGCUGGAACCAGGAAGGGAACGAGGCGACAUGUACCAAACACAUCCUGGGCCACAAAGAGACAAAGCUCCCCUUCACACAGGCGUUAGCAGCAGAUCCCAGGUCAGUCUGGAGCUGAAUGCGAUGACACCAACCGACACCGACAGGUCAACUAGUGACUGGUCAACUAAAUCUACCAGCACCCCCACUGCUGGACCGAGCUCCUAUAAGGAGGACAGCUCUCCGGACUCCAACCUGACACUGGAAUCUGACUCCAGUGGCGUCUUUCUCUCCUUAUCCAAUCAGAGCCAGGAGGAUGGCGGCUCUGACAGCGACCAGCCAAUCAGCGACUCUGAACUGGGCAGCAGCAACACUUCGCUAGAGAAAGACAUGGAUGAUGGAGGCUUGAAAGAGUGGGGAAGGGAGGAGAGCUCCGAGCUCCAGUGGUGCUACCCUUCAUUGCUCGACACGCCGUCCUACGAAGACGUGGACGGACACGGCGGCGGUGACGACUCGGGGUGUGGAGACGCCGGCGUGGACCAGGACGACCCUCCAGCAGAGCAACCUGACAUAAAGGCCUUGUUCACUGCCCCCCAGAGGCAGGAAGCGCCGUCCAGGAAGAAAGUGACCGUGAUGGGCAUGGACCCACCCCUUCCCCUUUCUCCUUCCAAGCAACAAAUCAAACACCUUCUAGAUCCGUACCAGAAGCCACUGAGAAGCUCAGGCCUGGACUGUGGGGACGUGGAUCCCUUCGUCCAAUCAGACAGCUUUGUCUACCUCGCCGUGUCUGCAAGACCUCUGCCCAAAGGUGAAACUGCCAGACUUAAAGAGAUUUCUACCCAUGAUGCAAAGCAGCACACCAUCCAGAAACAAGCAGGAAACACCGAAGCUGAGCGACCCACCAUGGACCCCAAGAUGGCCGCCAUCGCUCCUCAGAAACCAGAGGAGGGAGACUUCCUCUGCACCGACAGCUUCGUCUACCUGGCUGCUCCGGCAUGCCUCCUGCUGGGCCCCGCCGGAACUGCACCGUACGGUGGCAAGGACUCGGAUUCUGAGAGUUCUGGUUCUGGUCCAGUUGAUGUCUCGGUUCUGGGAUGCGGCUCAGUGGCAGGGGACAGCGACUGGGACUCGGACCUGUCUGACUCCGAUCCCAGUCGCUCCUCCAGGUCCGCCGGCCGGUCCCGGAGAGCCCCCGCCGGGUCAGACUGGGACAUGUACGGAGAAGCGGCCGAGCCCGAGGUUCUGGGAGAGCUGUUCACAGAGCCGGACAGACACGGCUGUGGGAGGUCCGGGAAACUCCCCGGCGGCGCAGAAGAGACAGAAACUGGGCCCGAGUCUCCAGCAGCAAAGACAGAAACGUCUUCAGAGCAGCAGUCCACCAAGAAGGUGACCUGGCAGUUCAAACCAGCCCAGAGGUCCGUCUGCACCGGAAGCAGGAAGGAGAAGGACCUGCCACGACUCCCAGAAACCGGAGGAGGGGACGGACACCGACUCUCCCCUUCCUCCUCAUCGUCUUCGUCUCCAUCCUCAUCGUCGUCAGGGUGAUUCCUGGCAGGUAGAAAGUAGCGGCUGAUCUUGUUGCUGUUGCUGCGGCUGCCUUCUCCAGCCUUGUACAAGCUGCAUUAGAGUUGUUGCUUUUCCUUAGACUAGCCCACAGAUUCUCGUGUAUAGAUAGUGGACUCGGUUCUGGCCCGGUUCUGGGACAAUAGGGUGAGAACAUUUAUCUUUAUUUCUUUUCUUAAAGGUUGUUUGGGCUCACUUCUGGUAAAUGAAUGGAAACCCAAACAACUUCCAGGGCGAAACCGAUCCUCAUUACUCUGCUUCUCAUGUUGACUGUGUCUUUUAUAAUCAUAUUCCACUUUACAGUAUUUAAUAGUGUUUCAAUAAUAUAUUUUGAUCUUUGAGAUAUAGAUAAAUAUACGUAUAUAUAUAUAGCUGUAAUGAUUGUGCGCAGAGGAUGUUUCUUCUUCUAGACCCAGAUAAUGAAUGUUGUCAUGGAGCAAACCGCUUUCUGCUGUUUAUCUGCGGCCAUAUUUAGCAGAAUGCAGCCGGGUUCUGAUAGAAACGGUUCUGGAUGUGGCUCAGUCUGGUCCGUUUCCAUGUUUUCACAGCUUUUGUUACAUAACCCUUCUGCAAGUUAGGCAUUAUAUCAAUAAUAAUACAAAGUUAAACUCAGUUGCUUCCGUCAUGGUUCACAUUAGUCCAGACCCGGUUCCGAAUGCAUCCAGCUUUUCUCUGAUCCACAGAGGCUCACAUAUAUACAUACACCCAGCCGAACCUUUCACAUGCAGUGCUGGAGGUUCAAAGUUCAUGAGUGAGAGCGGCUGGUUGCUAGGCUAACCCUAGCCUGCAGCAAACAAGAUCGGUUCUUAAACAUGGUCAGAACUGAGCAGAACCAGAGAAAGUCCGUUCAUUUCUAGAUUCUAGCAUCACCAGUUCAACGGGCCGACAUGUCCGGAUGUGUUGCCUCAUCCGGACCCUUCGAUCGAAGGUCCAACCGGGAGUCGCUGCCGUGCUGAACUGGACCAGCAGAGUGGACUGGACGCAUCGGGCCAGCCAGAUGUUGGCUCUCCAGCAGGACAAUGGGUCCAAACUGGUUCUAUGGGAGAAAUCAGGAAGCCUCUGGGAUGACCUGGAGGUGGUUCUGCUUCCUUCCGCUAACACUUUGGGUCAGACGGCUGAGGUCAAAGCUUUGGGACCCGUAUUCCAAAGAAGAAACUGAUGAACCACAGAAACUGCUGGGCCACUGGUUGCCAUGGUGAUACCUGUCAGCCAGUUCUAAACAGCGAGAAUCAGAACCUUCUAUGGUCCAAACAUGAACAAACAGGUUCAGUUUCUACAGAACCAAUUAGUGGGCGUGUCUUUGCUCUCCAGGCUCUGAUUGGACAGAAAUCAGGAAGUCCUCCAGCACUGAAAAUGAAACAGAAACAUGACUUAUGAAGGGUCUGGUGGUGUCGCCUGGUGAGUUGCUGCUCAGGGUGAGAUUGGCAUCGUUCCUGUUUCGACAGAAAAUGGAAACAAAAGUCUCCAUUUUUUCUGACUGAAUGUAAAAAGCUUGAAUAGAAAAAGAGACUAAUGGCGUUUUAUUUGGAGCGGCGAAAUCGGGUAUCGGUGUUUAGCAGAGUCUCUGGUGAUUCAUCCAGGUAGGAGUCCAGAGACUUAAUAAACCGGCACGCUGUGGAGGGUUUAAAAGCUGCUUAAUGACGUAAGGGCUGCUCCAGUUCUGACCAGCAUUUUUCCUCCAGUACUCCAUUCUCCCCAACAACCAUCAUGAGUGAGCCAUGCAGUGAUUGUGCAAGUCCCACUUUCUCCACAUUAUAAGCGCAUGUUUGGUUCAUUAGCUGCAGCCUGUCGCUCUGCUGACGCGCCUCCAGUCCGUUGCCGGUUAGUUUCCUCUCAACAACAAGAGAAGCUGAAACAGUCUGACAGCAGUGGCUGUCAGUGAUUCUCUUCUUCAUUUAGCUCACACACAGAGAAACAGCAAACUGCAGACGCAGCUAAUAAUCAUGUUGGUCAUCAGCAACUGGAGAAAGCAGUUGCUGAUCACCCCUAACCUUCAUCCUAUUGAACAUGAUCUGCAGACUUCAGCAGGUGUUUUGUGCUGACAGAUGACUCACACGAUGACAAAACUUUAUGCUAACAAACAACACCUGACCUUAGCCAUUGAGUCGCUGCUCGAUCCAUCGGGCCGAGGUGUGGCUCAGCUGGUGCUGUGUCCUCUUCCUUCAGCUUUAGCUUCAUUCCUUCUCCUUAAAUCCAGGGUUCCAGGUGUUCCAGACAUCUGUCCUCCCUUCCUGUUUACUUCCACAGCGCUCCUCACCUUCACUGCAGAGCAGAUCUUUGCAGUGAAGGAGGUUAAAUAUUAGCUGCAAAUUCAUUCAAAGACCCCAAGAAAACUAUGCGAUUACUGAGCGAUAACCAGACAGUGCUGAGUUAGCUUCCAUACAUGGUGUUCAAAUUAAUCAUCUGCUUUCAUUUAUGCAGCCUGUGGGAUGUACGGAAAGCCAUGUGGCUCAAAAUUCAUCCACUUGUCAACAGCUGGUGGAGUCUGCUAAAGGUGGAUAAACAUCCUUUAGUUGUAUGGAAGUGGAACUGCUGGGAGUAAGCUCAACAAUAACUGGAAUUUCCAGACAACUCCGGUUCUUGUUGUGGGUCGGAUAACGCUGCUUCAGGAUGCUAAUUAAAGCUCUCUGACAAUGAUUUUAGCGUCUUAAUGUCCAAAAAGAAAGAAAAAAAAGCAUCCUUCAUUAAUUGCUGGGCUUCACGCUGCACGGCACAUAUACUGUUAUACCACAGAAGAAGAGUUUCACGUUUAAAGCAGCUGAGAUGCUGCUUUAAACUGAAAUGAACAUUUUUUUUGUUUUUAAGGUCCUCCCCCUCUUUCCUCUCCUCGACCCGGUUGGAUCGGAUGCUGCUGUUCCCGCGGGUCGUGUAGUAGAAGGUCUGUGCUCGCCCAGUGAAGAGUUGUCAGCUUUGAUGAUGCUUGAGGGGAGAGGUGGGGUUGUGCUGAGAUGCCAGUACACAGCCAUCAAACACAAUCAAUAUUUCUCAUUUGAUCAGUAAAAUUAGUCCAAAUAUGUCUGAUGUUUACCCAAAAGUUCUGUUGUUAUACCAAAGCGUAAUCCUGGAUGUCACUGAUCAAUAAUCAGUUGAAACUAAUCCCAACUAUAAACUUGAAAGUCUUGGAUUUCCUAAAAGCCGAAUCCAAACUGUUAUUUAUGAAUCAGGACUAAAUGUCUUAAAAGUUCCUUUAUAAAACCCUUCAUGAGAUCCUCCACAAGCUACAGAUAUUUGGGAAUCAGCGGUCUGAUGGCUUUUAAUUUCUUCAUGUAGUCUGUCUGAACCUUAGAGCGCUCCAGUCAGAUGAGCGGAUGAAUCACUAAACUGUGAUAAGACAUCUAGUUUCACUGUGACAGACUUUGGACAAACGGCCAAUCACAUUCUACUGAAUGUUUUGUACAAUUUUGCUGAUCACUGUUGAAGCUUUGUGGUGAUGAACAGUCCAGACCCUGGACGCAUUUUCAAGGGGAGACAAAUAAGAAUAAUGUGAAAAUCGUUUUUUUCUGUGUGCCAUUUUUCCACAAUUAGUUGGAACGCAUUAAUGUUCAAAUAAAGAAUGAACUUUC